UUACUUUUCGUUAUGUCAAAAUGCUUCAAUCGCAGCUAAAAAUGACUUUAACGAAAAAAACGUUAGUCGUGAAGAACAUAGAAAAAAUCGAGAACAAGAACGAACUGGUGCACGAUGCCAUUCGGUCUCUCCAAUCUGAUCUGGACAGCAUUUUAAAUUCCCACCCGAGGAAAUUGUCGUUGCAAGAAUUAUACGGCAUCGUCGAAAACCUGCACAGCACCCACAGAACGCUUUUAUAUCAAAAACUCGAAGAUAUAUUAGAAGAGGCCUUGUCCGACAAACUCCAAAAGCUCGCUAAAAACGAUGAUAAUAACAACAGCAAUUACACAUUAACAGCCAUCAAAACGCUAUGGACUGAAUUUUGUAAAAACGUUUGUACGAUUAAAAACAUUUUUCUAAAUUGCGAUAGAUCGUCGCAAAACAGUAAUAAGUAUAAUACGGUUCACCAACUUACCACCGGUUUAUUUAAAACUAUAAUAAUCCAAAAUCCGAAAAUAAGGAGUCGCCUAACAGUAGAAAUAUUGACUCUAAUCGAAUUCCAAAGAAAGGGAAACGAUAUCGAUACGAAUUUAUUAAAAACGAUAUUAGAAAUGCUAACCGACCUGCAAAUGUACGAUGAAAUUUUCCAAACGGAAUUUUUGUCCAAUUCGAGCGUCUUUUACGAAGACGAAGGCAACAUUCUAAUAAACUCCAUCGAUAUGAGGGCCUACUUGAAACACUGCCAAGCCAGAAUCAAAGAAGAGCAAGAGAGAUUCGAACUAUUUCGAAACACUCACACGUUUUCCAGCGUAUCAAAUAUACUCUACCAACAUUUACUGAAAGAUCAUAUGCAGGACAUCCUCGAAAAAGUUUACAAACUACUAGACAAAGCAGAAAUCACUAACGCGGAAUUAGGAAUCCUCUACAAUUUAUUUAAAAACGUACCAACAGGUUCAAAAAGCCUGGUCGAGUAUUUCGUAAACUACAUCAUGAAACGAGGAAGUCAGAUCGUCAACAAACCAGAUAACGAAAAAACGAUGAUACAAGACCUGUUAGACUUCAAAAGCGAGCUAGACGACAUAGUAGAAAACGGCUUCAAAGACGCCGAAACGUUCGCAGACAUCAUAAGAAAUUGUUUCAUAAAAUUCAUAAACAGCAAACAGAACAAGCCGGCCCAACUGUUGGCCAAAUACAUCGACAACAAACUGCGAUCCAAGGACCUCUCCGACGAUCAACUGGAAAGCGUCCUCGACAAAGUGAUGAUCCUGUUCAGGUUCAUCCAAGGAAAAGACAUCUUCGAAGCGUUCUACAAAAAAGACCUGGCCAAGCGGCUGCUCUUGGGCAAAUCCACCAGCCAGGACGCCGAAGACAGCAUGAUCGGCAAGCUGAAGCUCGAAUGCGGCGCCUCGUUCACCUCCAAAAUCGAAGGCAUGUUCAAAGACAUCAACAUCAGCCGGUGCAUGAACAACUCCUUCAAGCAGCACCUCGUCCACGCCUCGCCCGCCGUCUCCUCCGACCUCUGCAUCAACGUGCUCACCAGCAGCUUCUGGCCCAACUAUCCCGCCUACAAGGUCAACCUGCCCGUCGAGCUGGUCAACUACCAAGCGAUCUUCCAGAAGUUCUACUCGACCAACCACAACGGCCGCAAGCUGGUGUGGCAGCCGAACCUCGGCCAUUGCAUCGUGAAGGCCUCCUUCGACGGCGGCAACAAAGAGCUGCAGGUGUCCCUCUUCCAAGCCAUCGUUCUCCUGCUGUUCAACGACUCGAGCAAACUCACCUUCGGCGAGAUGCGCGAGCUGACCAACAUCGAUCCCGACGAGCUGAAGAGGAUCCUCAUAUCGUUGGCUUGCGCUAAGAGCCGAGUCCUGGUCAGGCAGUCGAAGGGCAAGGACGUCGAGGCGGAGGACUCCUUCUGCGUCAACGACAAGUUCACCGAUAAAUUGUUCCGGGUGAAGAUCAACCAGAUACAGCUGAAGGAGACUGUAGAGGACCAGCAGGCGACCGAGAGGAGCGUGCUCACCGAUCGCCAGUUUCAAAUCGACGCGGCCGUGGUGAGGAUAUUGAAGAGCAAGAAGAAAAUCAAUCACAACGAAUUGAUUUCGGAGCUGUUCAAUAUGCUGGAUAUACCGGUCAAGCCGUACGAUUUGAAGAAGAGGAUCGAAUUGUUGAUUGAAAGGGAGUACAUGGAGCGGGAUAAGAACGAUCCUACUAAUUAUAUUUAUGUGGCUUAAUAUGAAUAAUGGUGUGUUUAUUUUCUGUUGUAUUGAAAUUUUGUUAUUGAGA
Messenger RNA from Phyllotreta striolata, 2262 nucleotides. Lineage: Eukaryota; Metazoa; Arthropoda; Insecta; Coleoptera; Chrysomelidae. The record is from the annotation of a GenBank genome assembly.